ACCUUCUACAGUCGGUAAGAGGGAUAUGUUAGACAUUGUCCAUUGUAUAUCCUUUUUCAUCCUUCUUUAAAACAACACCUCGCACAACACAAAAAGACCCGGCUUCAAUCAAAUUUGACCGACCAGGUUAAAACAGACUAAAUUGAUCAUGUACGCCUGUGCAAAGUUCGUCUCCACGCCGGCUCUGGUCCGUGCUGGCUCCCGGGCUCUUUACAGACCCCUGUCUGCCUCUAUGCUGUCCAGGCCUGAGGUCAAUACAGAGAGAAACGUAGCCCUCAUGCCACAGAGCCCCUUCACCCAGGUAGCUCUCAGAGGCUUCCAGACCAGUGCUGUGAGCAGGGACAUUGAUACUGCUGCCAAAUUCAUUGGUGCUGGAGCCGCCACAGUCGGAGUGGCUGGAUCUGGUGCUGGAAUUGGAACAGUGUUCGGCAGUCUCAUCAUUGGAUAUGCCAGGAACCCAUCAUUGAAGCAGCAGCUCUUCUCCUACGCUAUCCUGGGAUUUGCCCUGUCUGAAGCUAUGGGCCUAUUCUGUUUGAUGGUUGCUUUCUUAAUCUUGUUUGCUAUGUAAAAAAAAAUCUGUCUAUAGAACCUGUAAUUACAGAUGUGACUACAUAUUUUAUUGUGGCUACCAAAAUUGUUCCGUGUUGGUGUCAUGGAAAUGUACAUUUUCAAGUCUGUCCGACACUCUCAAAAUAACAGAAACAUGUAUUGUGAAAAAUGUAAGAAAUUACAUAAUUAAAAUGCAUGUAUUUGACUAGUUGACAUAUGGCAGUAUGUUUUCUAUGUAAGGAAUCAUGUUUCACCACAAUCAAGACGCCAACUAGCUUCUAUUGAAUGUCAACAUGGGAUUAUACAAAGGAACUGCUUCGACGUAAUGUAAAUCAGUCUGGUGCAUUUGCCAUUUUCAGUGCAUCAUGUGUUCGCUUCUGUGGGUCCACAUUUAUGUUGUUGUUGGUUCAAGUGCAGGUCAGUAGCAUUCUGUAAGUAGGCAGCAAGUGGGCACUUGCUCUUGUAAAUGGAAUUAAAUAAAUCUAGACCACAAUUUAAUUGUGCUAAA
Molecule: messenger RNA, 1057 nt
Organism: Oncorhynchus masou masou (cherry salmon)
Lineage: Eukaryota; Metazoa; Chordata; Actinopteri; Salmoniformes; Salmonidae
Product: ATP synthase F(0) complex subunit C3, mitochondrial-like
Exons: 5
Coding region: 149-568 (139 amino acids)
Biological process (GO): proton motive force-driven ATP synthesis; proton transmembrane transport
Molecular function (GO): proton transmembrane transporter activity
Source: RefSeq, a predicted model, not a curated record